This is a messenger RNA of Phycodurus eques (leafy seadragon), 3895 nucleotides long. It is a transcript of the gene tm9sf1, whose product is annotated as transmembrane 9 superfamily member 1. The record is from RefSeq and is a predicted model, not a curated record. NCBI's taxonomy places the organism in Eukaryota, Metazoa, Chordata, Actinopteri, Syngnathiformes, Syngnathidae. Gene Ontology annotation, biological process: protein localization to membrane. The transcript has 9 exons. Bases 1397 to 3343 code for a protein of 648 amino acids. Gene Ontology annotation, cellular component: membrane.
CUCAGCCGCACUUUUAACGAAAUGACAAAGGUCGCAAUGGCAGCGCUACGAGCUCGUCUGCUUUGACAUUUCGGUGGGACGUUUCUGUUAAGACAGACGGAAAUUGGAGAAGUGACAGGAAAGGAGGUUCUACGGCUCGACUGCAGUCCAACUCGGCUCCUUUUUAAAUGGAGUGUAUGAAAAGCAAAUGCAAAUAUAUCAGCGUUGCGUUCUGGAGUCUAGUUCUAAUGUUUAGGGGCUUUUAGAUGUAGCGUACAUAAAUGUAUCUGAUGUUCUGUGCAUUGAAAUAUUGCGCUCAGUUCAUCACAAAGUGUUUGAAGACCCACUUAAAUGUUAUGGAGUCACUGGUUUUAUGGUUCACUCGUCUGACAGACCGUGUGUGGGUUCGAUCAUCACUCAGUAAGUUUACAAGUUUAUUUCAAAACAAACUGUAGGAACCAACAAGAAGGCCAAAUUCUGAAUUUGAAAUGGGGAUGGGGCAAGCAGGACCGAUGAAUUCUUCCCCAUGAUCCCAAAUAAAAACACCAAUACGAAACAAAGCCACACUUGCCCAAGACCACAACAAAAAGAGGGGUGCCGGAGAGGGGGGUCCGUCGGCAAGUCGAAUCUCAGGUUCAGGAGGAGCAGUGUGGUUUUUGUCCUGACCGUGGAACAGUGGACCAGCUCUACACCCCCGGCAGGGUCCUCGAGGGUGCACGGGAGUUCGCCCAACCGGUCUACAUGUGUUUUGUGGACUUGGAGAAGGCGUUUGACCAAGUCCCGCGGGGAGUCCUGUGGGGCGUGCCGAACCCCCUGAUACGGGCUGUCCGGUCCCUGUACGACCAGAGUCAGACUUCGGUCCGCAUAACCGGCAGUAAGUCGGACUCGUUUCCGGUGAAGGUUGGACUCCGCCGAGGCUGCCCUUCGUCGCCGAUACUGUUCAUAACGCCGCUGCUCGUCCGAGUACGGGAGGAGCCAGAUGAGGCGGCCGGGGCAUCUGAUUCGGAUGCCUCCCGGGCACCUCACCGGUGAGGUGUUCCGGUCACGUCCCGCCGGGAGGAGACCCCGGGGACGACCCGGGACACGCCGGAGAGACCACGUCCUUCGGCCGGCCCGGGAACGCCUCGGGAUCCCCCCCGGAAGAGCUGGAUGAAGUGGCCGGGGAGAGGGAAGUCUGGGCGUCCCUGCUAAAGCUGCUGCCCCCGUGACCCGAAAAUGGAUGGAUUACUGAAAAUGUUAACAUCCAACUUCAUGUUUUUCCCUUACGGUCUUGCCACACAUUUCACUUCAACGUAGCCUAUCACAAAAUGCAUUCAGAUAUGUGGUAUCUCAGUCCGAACACUAGGGGGCAUUACGUAAAAGGAGUACAGAGGAGAUAAGAGACGACAAAGAACUCGGACAUAUUUCUUUAUUUGCAAUGGCCUCGCUCCUCUGUUUACAUGUUAGCGCCUCCCGUCGAGGAGAACAGCAGAGGAGCGAGGAGGGACAAAUGUUUGGAUUUCUUCAUUUCGUGGCGAUGGCAAUCAAAGGCGUGAUGCACUGUAGAAGAGGACACUCGCCGGGUAGCCGCCAGAGGACGAUGAGCCCGCCUCGAGUCUUGGCCCUGUGCUUCCUCACAGCCGUGGCGCUGGGCUACAAGCAGGGGGACAACGUGACGGUCUACGUCAACAAAGUGGGUCCUUAUCAUAACCCUCAGGAGACGUAUCACUUCUACACCUUGCCUGUUUGCAGGCCAGACAAGGUGCAUCACAAGUCUCUGAGUUUGGGCGAAGUGCUGGAUGGUGACAGAAUGGCCGAAUCGUUGUAUCACAUUCGGUUUCGAGAGAAUGUUGAGAAGAAAACUCUUUGUCAGCUCACGCUUUCAGAGAAACAGGUAGACCAGCUCCGCGAGGCAAUCGAAGAGCUGUACUACUUUGAAUUUGUCCUGGACGACAUUCCGAUCUGGGGCUUUGUGGGAUACAUCGAGGAGAGCGGCUUCCUGCCGCACAGCCACAAAGUGGGUCUGUGGACUCACCUGGACUUCAACAUCGAGUACAACGGCGACUCUGUGAUCUUCGCCAACGUCUCUGUGAAGGAGGUCAAACCUGUCCCUCUGGAGGACGGUGCCGGAGCAGCCCUGGGCGGCGUCGGGGUGGGCGGGGGAAGCCUGACGGUCAUUCACACGUACAGCGUGCGCUGGUUCGAGUCCCCGCUGACCCACGCCCGCCGAGCGGAGCGCCUUAGGGACUACUCGUUCUUCCCCAAAACAUUAGAGAUCCACUGGCUGUCCAUCAUCAACUCGCUGGUGCUCGUGGUGCUGCUGCUGGGCUUCGUUAUCAUCAUCCUCAUGCGGGUUCUGAAGAACGACUUUGCCAGGUACAACGUCGAGGAGGAGGCAGGCUGUGAUGACCUGGACCAAGGAGACAACGGCUGGAAGAUCAUACACACUGACGUCUUUCGGUUUCCCCCUUACAAAAGCUUGCUUUGCGCCGUGCUCGGAGUGGGGGCCCAGUUCCUUACCCUUGCGACAGGAAUCAUCGUCAUGGCACUCCUGGGAAUGUUCAAUGUGCACCGCCACGGCGCCAUUAACUCUGCGGCCAUCGUCUUGUACGCUCUGACCAGUUGUGUGUCAGGUUACGUCUCGUGCAGCUUUUACACACAAAUUAACGGGAGGCGUUGGGUGUGGAACAUCAUCUUGACUUCGUCUCUCUUUUCCGCUCCUCUGUUCCUGACUUGGAGCGUCGUCAACUCGGUCCACUGGUGGAGCGGCUCCACGCAGGCCUUGCCGGCCACCACCGUGCUCCUCCUCCUGGGCGCCUGGGUGUCGGUGGGCUUCCCGCUCACCGUCAUCGGCGGCAUCGUAGGCAAGAACCGAGCGGGCGGCUUCCAGGCUCCGUGCCGCACUCGGAACAUCCCUCGGCAGAUCCCUCCGCAGCCCUGGUACAAGCACGCUGCUGUGCACAUGGCCAUCGGUGGCUUCUUGCCAUUCAGUGCCAUCUCAGUGGAGCUGUACUACAUCUUUGCCACCGUGUGGGGCAGGGAGCACUACACUCUCUAUGGCAUUCUGCUGUGCGUCUUCGCCAUCCUCCUCUCAGUGGGUGCCUGCAUCUCGGUGGCCCUCACCUACUUCCUGCUGUCCGGCGAGGACUACCGCUGGUGGUGGCGGAGCGUGCUGAGCACGGGCUCCACUGGCCUCUUCAUCUUCGUUUACUCUGUGUUCUACUACAGGAACAGGUCCUCCAUGAGCGGCCUCGUGCAGAGUACAGAGUUCUUCGGCUACUCUCUGCUCACGGCGCUGGUCUUCUCACUGAUGCUGGGUAGCGUGUCCUUCUGGGCCUCGCUGGCUUUUAUUCGCUACAUCUACCGCAGCCUUAAGAUGGACUAGGCACGCGUGCUGAAGCUGUUAAAAGCGCUUAUCUCACCACACCGAAGGGUGGUCUUUGUUCCCCUGUUCUUUUCAUGCUCAUGCACACACACACACACACACACACACACACACCACAUGAGAGAACAUACUGCGGGGUAGACUGGAGCCAGCAGUUCAAGUUGAGGAGCAGCCAUCGUUUCUCACAUGAAGGAUGCAUCUGGGGCUGGUGUAUAAACAAUAAAAUGGACUAACGGAGGGAUGUGACUUGUGGGACGCCCCGAACAAAUAGUUUCUGCUGUGGUUUGGUCAGCACUUUAGUGUACGCGAAUGUUGACAAACUGUACUUUCGGUCGCACAGCAUUGCAGAAUGACUUGCAAUACGAUUCUUUUUGUCAGCCUGUUUUAAACUAUUUGAAAGCAUCGUUUUUCAUUGGUCCUUCAGAGGAUGCGAUUUUGGUGCCUUGUAAACAGUGUUGCAUAAUCAAGGGAGCAAUAUUGACAGUGUGGCAACCGACUGAUUUGUUUUGAUUUAAAUACUCUAAUAAAAUACAUUGUAGUCAUAGACAACUA